GCGCCCCUAAACCAACGUACUGACAACGCUACCUCCCCGGAAAUCAAACUUUAACAGAAACGAAGUACUGUAAAGACAUGCCCUCUCCCUGAUAUUGAUGAUGAAGGACGGCAUCAUGUCGGUCGCAGAAACAGAAGAAGAAUUCAGUCCAAUUCAGGAAUCCAGUCCAAGUGAGGGACAAGAUGAAAGAUGCUCUUUUGAGAAUAUGCAAACAGAGCUGCACUGUAAAGGUGCUUUGCUUACGAAGGCGUGGUCAGACCUGUUUUGUUUCAUUACAAAAUAUCAGGCAGAACUUGUGAUGAAAGAAAAUUCCGUUGAAAUAGCAGAGAAGGAAAUUAAGGAGAGGAAAAAGCAGUUGGAAGAAAUGAAAACAGUUGCUGGUGAUGAUGAGAACUUACAUGAUGUGAUUUGUGCAAAGGAAAGACUGCUGAGGAAAGCACAAUCCGAACUUUCUGUCAAGGACAGGAUGUUGCAAAGGGUGCAGUCCGACUUGUCCAGUAAUACAGAACUGUUAGAAAAAUCUGAAUGUGAUCUGUUAAAGAGACAAAAUGAGCUUGUGCGAUAUCGAGGGAAUGUUGAACAGUUGAAAUCUGAGUUGAAAAUUAAACAGGAACAAAUACUUAUCAAAGACACUUUGCUGAAAAAGUUACAGAAUCAACUCAUGAAGGAGAAUGCGGAGCUGAAAGAACAGUUGGAGCUUGAACGACGGGCGCUGCAGUUAGAGAAACAAUCUCAUGACUUGACAAAAAGAACCAUGUUGUCGCCGGGGCAGAAGCGUGCAAGGACCACUGCUCCUUCUGGUGUGAUUGAGAUCCCAGAUUCACCUCCAACCCUCGACCUCCCAGAUGAUCAUGAUUUUGGAUUGUCCAACAUUGUCUCAAUGGCCGAAUCGCAAGCAGAAUCCUCCAAACGGGACCGAAGAAUAUCCUCACGACUGCCAAGCAGUGUGACAAGUGCAUCUCAGUCAUACUCUGAUCAUUCCAGCCGUUUGCCCCACAUGCCCCCUGCCGAUGCUUCAUCUCAAAUAAGUCCUGCAAUGCCUCAAAGAGUCACCCAGUUCCCCAAAACAUUUAUUGGCUCAACUAGUGACAAUGGGACGGUCAGUGAAACAAUUGCUAUGACAACGAGUGACACGUUUUUCCCACUUAGUGUAUCCGAGGAUACAAAGUCUGGUAUUGACAUUUUGGGUGGUAUGAAAAUAGACGCUGACAUUCAAGGUGGUGUGCCUCAAUCGGCGACCCCUAGCUCAGGUACAAGUGAUAAUGAAGGCCCAAUGUCGGUCCCUGGGCCAAUUGCAAGUCCAGGGAUGUCUCCAGAUGGCGGAGCAGACGGAAAGGGGUCCUGGAAACGAUCGCGUGGUCCUCAUGUCUGCGGAGAAUGUGGCAAGGUUCUGUCGUCUUCUCAGUCGCUCACUGUUCAUUUAAGAUUACAUACCGGGGAGCGACCAUUUCAAUGUUCCAAGUGUAACAAGAGUUUCGUUCAGAAGGUGAAUCUUCAAGUUCAUAUGAGGACUCACUCGGGCUAUAAGCCGUUCGCUUGUCGGGACUGUGACGCCAGGUUUACUCAACAGAAUGGAUUACGAAUUCAUAUCGUCAAGAAACAUCCUAAUUUUAAGAAGUCUGCCAGCUUGCUUUAAGCAAAAUUCUGGCCAAUCCUAUCUGCCUGUAGGUUGGAAUGGCAUAACUUGUGGAUCUGUUCCUAAAAGGUUUUGGCAUUCUGAACAUCAUGAAAAUAACGUCUUACUUCCAUUUUAAUACUCAAAAGAAAUCAUUUUGACCAUUUUCAUCAUGUCUGUUCUUGGUGUAUGUGUCUUUGUGUGUCUUUAGUCUGCUUUUGGUGUUGCAGACUUGACUCAGUGUUGUCCCCCUACAGUGUCCUCAAUUACAUUCAUCAGAGAUAGGCCGGGUUUACAAAGCAUUCAUGUCACGUGUCCCAGCUUGAACUGUACAUUGUAUGUAUCCCACCUCUGUCACGUGUCACAUGUGAAAUAUCACGAGGAUAAUUGACUUUAAGCUUGAAUGACAAGAGAGAGCAUUAGCAAAGUGACUCUGUGAAAUGUCAGUAGCCCACUCUUGGGGAAAAGACUUGCUAAGUCUUAAGAAGUGACAACUUACUGAUAGUGACAGCGUGAACUCUUUGUGAACCCAGUCUUCGAGGCAGGUUAAGUGCCUUAUUCAUUAUCUGCUUGAAUUGUUUGUGCAUGUUGUAGGUUAUCACUGGCUUGUGUACUGUAUCAUUGUUUCUUGUUUGUAUAUACAGUAGAACCUCUCUAUUGUGUACACCGUAGGGACUGAGAGUUGCUGUCCUUUAUAAACAGGUGUCCCAAUACCAGAGGGCAAAUUGAAUGAAAAUGACCAAUUUGGCACCAAAAUCAGUGUCCUCCAUAGAUGUUCAGUUUACAACAAUAAAGGGGUUUACACUGAACGUGAUAAAGGACAACUCGGUGGUUAAAAAUAAAUCAAAAUUAUGACCAGAUUUUCAGAGUUCAUUAUUCUGAUUGUUGUUAUGCAUGCCCAAACUUUCCGUGAAUGUAAGUUCACCCUCUUUCUGUAUUCUAAGGUCAAUUGCUGUGUCAUAUAAGGUGAGAAUAUAUAAUAAAAAGAUGGUUAAAAUAUUGGACUUUUUCUGUCAUUUUGUUUUUGGGAUGCGCUUCCUCUAUGAGAAAAGGGGUUGCCCUUGUAAUGAUCACAAUGAGCUGCUUAUUCAGUGAUACAAUCGAGCAUUUCUAACCAGUACCACUACCACCACCACCACCACUACCACCACCACUACCACCACCACUACCA
Molecule: messenger RNA, 2786 nt
Organism: Lineus longissimus
Lineage: Eukaryota; Metazoa; Nemertea; Pilidiophora; Heteronemertea; Lineidae
Product: zinc finger protein 236-like
Exons: 4
Coding region: 98-1636 (512 amino acids)
Biological process (GO): regulation of transcription by RNA polymerase II
Cellular component (GO): nucleus
Molecular function (GO): DNA-binding transcription factor activity, RNA polymerase II-specific; RNA polymerase II cis-regulatory region sequence-specific DNA binding
Source: RefSeq, a predicted model, not a curated record